AUGGCCAUCGCAGAGGAUCCCGCCACCAUUCUCGAACAGUUCAUUCAUGAUGUCGCAAAUCUACCGGCAGAGAUAACACAUCUCUACGAAGAGGUGCAGGCCAAAGACCAGCAGAUCAACGAGUGUCGCAGCAUCAUCAACGCGCGUGAUAGCAGUCUUCAGAAGUUCAUCAAGCUUAACGGUAGUCUCGUUCAGAAUCCAAAAGAAGAGCCGUAUGCAAAGAUCAUUCAGCAAAACUUCGACAAAGCCCAGGUUUUACAGGAAGAGAAAAUCGCGCUAGUGGAAAAGGCCUGCUCAUUGAUGGACAGGCACGUUAAACGACUAGAUAUAAAACUGCGCGACCUGCAAAAUGAUGGGUCCAUCCCAACAGACCCCCGCAUGCCAUCAUUGCUUCGUGAGUCCGAGGGCAACCUGGUGGCACCAGCGUCGGUCACCAACACAGGCGCUAAUACGCCACUUCAUCCACUAUCUGGAAACACUAGUGGCGGUUCUGCCAACCUCCAUCAAGCUACGGUUGUUGCCAGACUUAACAGUGCGAUCAAUGCAAGUGCUAGGAUGAACCCUUCGUCAUUACAGACGAUGCAGACUCAAGCCCUCCUCAACCAGCAGAGACUCACUAACGCGCAGAGCGCAAUACAGGCCACAGCGCGACAAGAGCGCGAGAUGUCAGCGGGCAGCGACAGCAAACGGCGCCGCCUCAAUGCUAGUUUGGGCUCACUUCCACAGCCUUCCUCACAGCUUGCCCGGUCCUCAUCAAUGGGGCCCGGGACGCCGAAGCCCUCGACGCCAGGAUCACGUGCGGGGAGUGUUGGGCCGAAGCCGCAGAAAAAUGCUCUGACGGUGAAGAAGGCCAAGCCGCAGCAGCCGCUCCGGAAGCAGGCGAUAGCUGCCAAGUCUGGUAUGAAGAACCCCAAACGCCAUAGGAAGGGUGGCUCUAGGGCCUCCCCUUCCACGACGGCAGACGACGAGAGUUUACAGAGCGAAGCAGGGACAGAGGACGAGGAGAUGUCGGGCGCCGGCGGCGGAGACCAAGAGGAAGACGAGUCCGACGACACCAAAUACUGCUUCUGCCAGCGCGUCAGCUUCGGCGACAUGGUGGCCUGCGACAACGACAACUGCCAGUUCCAGUGGUUCCAUUGGGAAUGCGUGGGUAUCAAGGAGGAACCGGUGGGCGACUGGCUGUGUCCAGAAUGCAGGAAGCAGCCUGCAAACAAGAUCAAGAGGGCGCGGUGA
Molecule: messenger RNA, 1233 nt
Organism: Lindgomyces ingoldianus
Lineage: Eukaryota; Fungi; Ascomycota; Dothideomycetes; Pleosporales; Lindgomycetaceae
Exons: 3
Coding region: 1-1233 (410 amino acids)
Biological process (GO): regulation of DNA-templated transcription
Cellular component (GO): Rpd3L complex; nucleus; Rpd3L-Expanded complex
Source: RefSeq, a predicted model, not a curated record